This is a messenger RNA of Spizellomyces punctatus DAOM BR117, 2567 nucleotides long. RefSeq lists its product as uncharacterized. Lineage: Eukaryota; Fungi; Chytridiomycota; Chytridiomycetes; Spizellomycetales; Spizellomycetaceae. The transcript has 3 exons. The record is from RefSeq and is a predicted model, not a curated record. Bases 1 to 2331 code for a protein of 776 amino acids.
AUGGCUUUACAGCUGUUUCCUACAACCGUGAAUUGGAAUCCACUUCAAUCAAGAACACCAGAUUUCUCAGCUCAGGACGCCAAUGGGAAUGAGGAAGACAAAAAAGGCCCAGCCAGCAGACUCGGCAUCAAAAGUCGACAAAGAACGUCACUUGUUCCCCGCGCAUUGGAUGUAGCUGCUGGACAGUUACCCCCUCAGAAAUUGGACCUUGCUUUACCAAGAGUGGGUUUACCGUCUCCUGGCGAGUCAGGAACUUAUGAAUAUGAAGAAGUUCCGUCUUUCUCCUUUGAUGCGCCAUUUGCUAGGCGAACCGCUGAUAAGGAUCGUACCUCACGCCGGCGUAGAGGCAGCGAUGGUGGUAUCGGAAUUCGCCCUUCCACAUCGAGCCUCCAGACAGAAGUGACCAGUGAAGAUGUAGCCGAAUUACCAGCAAUGCCCAGUCGAUCAUCUCGACGUCGUGGUCACAGCAUAUCUGCAUAUACCGCUUCAUAUGAUAAACCAGAUUGUGGACCUGUCUGCACCACCGUCACAUUUCAACGUCGGCGCAUGGCUUCCGAGCCACCGCCCAAGACCCAAUCUAAGCAGUUAACUCUUCCAGCAAUUGACCCGAACAGAGUACAGCCCGUCAAUCGGAAGGACGAAAUCAACCCAUUCUUGAGUGAUAAGACAUUGACCGCAAGGAGCAGAAGGGAAUCAAUUGUCAAUAGAGAUUACAGCAAGAAUGUGUGGAAGCCGGCUGGCUCUACAACGCGAUAUACACUCGAUUUUGUGCAGAAUCGUGCCAAAGCACGGUCUUUUGCAUUGCGUGCACGGCGAGCACUAACUCGACGAUUUGUCCGCUCAAAGGUUUCAUCAAUUGCUGAAGAUGAAUCUAAUCCAGUUACCACCGAAUUAGAGGAGCUUGGUAUUUUCUUGAUCGAGGAAGAGGAUGAUUCUACCAGCACACCUGCAUCCCGUCGGCACUCCGCGCGUAGGGCGUUACAGCAGUUUCUCAAUGAAGAAGAGGGCGACAUUGACGCUGAUCUGGAAGCGAUAAAUCAUAAAAAGGCACGCGUCUCACAUGUAGAAGAGGAGCCACGACCGGAAAGUGCUCAGCAGGCAACUCAAAAGGAGGAUCAUCUAGGGCUAGCGGGAGAAGAAGCGGUGCCAAUUACACAACAGCAUACUGAGGAGAAGGAAACCCGCAGUGCCGCGUUGUCCAGAGUAUCGUCGGCACCUUCUUUGCCGAUAAUUCCAAGCACUCCCAGUGAAUCCUUCCCGCCAACCAGCCCUCUGCUUCCGGAUACAUCGGAUCAUAUAUUCCCGGUCCGACCUUCCCGUCGUGAUCGGGAGUCUUCUCGGUUCCGAGGGGUGGAAGUUACGCCUUUGUUGAUGUACGACCCGAUAAUGCGGUUCGUUAGUCCUCAUGCAGUGGAAAUGAAGGCAGGGUUUCGACCAUCUGAUGACACAGACGAAGGUAUUCUGAUAUCUGAACAAGAGAAGGCAUGUGUGCAGAUACCGCCGACGCGUGAUCGAGACUUGGAGUUUCCAAUGAGCACUGAGGAUGACCGCAUGAAUGCGAAUCGUCAGACCCACGUUAUGAAAACUAUCUUUCUCAAUGACUUCCUUGUACUGUAUGCGAGUUCAACCCUGGCUCAAGAUGCCGAUCUGUCACACCUCGUCCGUGAUGUUGAUGUCCUUCCGACAGCCCGCCCGACCUCUCCUACCGCGGCGGUAGAUGAAGCUGAUAUACCAAUAAUGUGCUGGAACUUUUAUUCGUAUCUUCGAGGUCCUGUGACUGCAGGGGAAUAUCAACUGAAAUCAGGAGUCUUGCUGCCUGAUGACGUGUUGGAGAAUAUCCUUGGGGUUAUGAGAAAUGCGAGGUUGUCGGAAGAGAAUCGUGUGGCCGAAUUCCGCUCCUCUUUCAAAGAAUUGUCGCGUAAACAAUAUCUUUUCGUGAAGGCUGUCGUUGGACAUUUGAAUCGCAUAAGCGGAAUUAGCCCCUCAUACAAUAUCAUCCAUGGCCUGGCGUCAGCAUUUGGUCCCGUUCUUCUGCCUGUCCCUCUCGUAGAGUCUCGACCAUGUACCCCAGGCCCAGGCACGCAUCUAACGGAUUCCCGUCCCAUACCUGGCUUCCGCAGGAAUGAUGAUGGCACCCCUUUCAUAUAUCCCGCUCUAUUGCCUCCCCCUAAGCUGAUCCGGCUGGAGGUGGAUGUUAUCUCAAGCGCAACGCCCAACAGUAUUGCAAGGACUGUGUUCAUGGAAAACUGUGCACCAUUAACGGAGCGUUGCGGGGUAUUAGCGCUGAUGCUGGAGCACUACGAUGCUUUAUUUAGUGCUUCAUUGGCUUGAAAAUUGGGAAGGUAGCAAGGACAUUUAACCCCAUUGGGGUACUUCUGCAACCGAAAAACACCUACUGCACGUUUGUCUUUGUACAGAUAGAUAGCUAAUAGAAGUCACGAACAGCGAAUUCAAAGCAAGGUACUCGCACUUAUUGGUCAUAGAAUCUAAAUAGAUAGUAUCUGAGACCAGAAUUGCGCGCUGCGAGCAUGUGCAGUAACUCCUCCAUAAUCGCGUAUGAAGUACCG